AGAACUUUAGACCAAGUAACAGAUGCAGCCAAUGCUGCAGGACUAAAGAAAACAAGUGGUGUCAUUCAGGAUUGUUAUACGUGGUGAUGUACAGGAUGAUGCUGUGUUGUGUACGGAGAAUGACACCUUUGAUCUAAAGCUUGCUGACAUGUCCAAUACAAUGCUACUGACUUCAAACACACUCUUACCUACAAUGCAAGAAUUUGAUUCCUCAGAAGUCCUAAAAGAAAGUGAGAUAUGUGGAUGUGUAUCAAUGUAUUAUGAAUUAAGACACUGUCAGGCAAAACUACAAGGAUUGAAGAAACUGUUAGAAGAGACAUCCUACAGGGGAGAGACAUUUGAAAAACAAGUGAAAGAUGGAUUAUUUGUCAGAUAUACGCUUGAGGAUUUACGCGAGAGAGUCCAGGCCAGUGAAAAUGAGCUAAGAAACGGAUUAAGGGAGAUGGAAGCACUUGAAAUAAAUGGCUACUGGCGGAUAUUGGAGACAGAAUAUCGUGAAAAAGUCGUGGUCGCCAUCCUUAAUUUACUGGAUGAAAACUCCUGGAGUUAUGAUCGUGUACCCAUGAAAGAAACAUGCGACGUUUUGGAAGAACUGGAACCCAGAUUUGUAAUUUCCCAUUGCCUGAAGUGCUAUGGAGAGGUAGUCUCAAUGGAAACAGAAGAAGGUAACGAGGAAACUUACUAUAAACUAUCAGAAGCCAAAGUUUGUACAUUUUAUGCGGAGUUUCUUUUACGACCAGCAGGAAGGUUCAACUAUUAUGAGUUUAUGGAAGCCUGGAAACAGACGGUCCCUGAGGGAAUGCACGUGGACGACACUCAUCUUCAGGGUAUUGCUCUAAGCGAUAUGGCGUCAUCACCAGCUGUCAUAUGGCAUUUUCCAAAGGAUAAUCUUCCCUCGGAUCCGGCCAUGAGAUUUAAUAAGCUGUUCAAGACCAGAGAAAAAUGGACGUUAGAUGACAUCCAGCCAUACUUAGCAGAUUUGGAAUCGCCUGGUCAGUCAUUGAAAGCUUUAUUACUGAAAUAUGCCCGCUGUUCAACAGACGCGACUGGAAAUAAAGUUUACAACUCAAAGCGACCACUGAACUGAAUGGUUAGAUAACGCAAAAGUAAAAAAUACAAAAUCGGAAGGAAGAUCCGAAGAUAAUCCCACGAUUCCAUGUGGAACUAACGUGAAUGUUGGUAGAAAAAAAAACAAGUGGACAGUAAUACUAAAACCUUCGGCUUCACUCGAUUGGCAAAGAAACAUGUUUAUUAUACAUGUACAUACUGAUAUAGCAACUAGUUCGCAGGGAUAAGGUUGAGAAUAUUGAAGAAAUAUGAAGGCAGGGACUGGGUUGAGUAUUGAAUGGGAUUACGACGUAGCAGGAAGAGAUAUUGACGUCAUUAUCUGUGACAUUACCAUCAGA
Dendronephthya gigantea is the source of this 1406-nucleotide messenger RNA. Its product is annotated as sister chromatid cohesion protein DCC1-like. Gene Ontology annotation, biological process: maintenance of mitotic sister chromatid cohesion; mitotic sister chromatid cohesion. The transcript is spliced from 12 exons. Gene Ontology annotation, cellular component: Ctf18 RFC-like complex; chromosome, centromeric region; chromatin. Lineage: Eukaryota; Metazoa; Cnidaria; Anthozoa; Malacalcyonacea; Nephtheidae. Bases 149 to 1087 code for a protein of 312 amino acids. The record is from RefSeq and is a predicted model, not a curated record.